Hirsutella rhossiliensis is the source of this 660-nucleotide messenger RNA. RefSeq names its product ubiquitin-conjugating enzyme domain-containing protein. The record is from RefSeq and is a predicted model, not a curated record. Bases 1 to 660 code for a protein of 219 amino acids. The transcript is spliced from 3 exons. Lineage: Eukaryota; Fungi; Ascomycota; Sordariomycetes; Hypocreales; Ophiocordycipitaceae. Gene Ontology annotation, biological process: proteasome-mediated ubiquitin-dependent protein catabolic process; protein polyubiquitination. Gene Ontology annotation, molecular function: ubiquitin conjugating enzyme activity.
AUGGCGCAGAAACGGCUGAUGCAGGAGCUGAUACCCCUCCACAAGGAGAAAUGGGUCCAUAUUGAGACAGAUGAGACCAACCUGCUACGCUGGAAGCUGGGCCUUUGGGUCGUCAACCCCGACAGCGUUUGGCACGGCGCCUUUCUAAAAGCUGAAAUGAAGUUCCCGAGCGACUACCCUUAUCAACCGCCCUCUUUCCGUUUUCUCACAAGGAACAUCUGUCACCCCAAUGUCUACACGGACGGAAACCUGUGCAUCUCCAUCCUCCACCGACCCGGAGACGACGAGCAGUCGGGCGAGCUUGCGAGCGAGCGCUGGAACGUCCUCCACGGCGUCGAGUCGGUCCUGCGAUCCGUUCUCCUCUUGAUGGACGACCCCGAGAUCAAUUCGGCCGCCAACGUCGACGCGAGUGUUCUCUAUCGUGACGAUCGUGAGGAAUACGAUACUCUGGCUAGGGCGAUCGUGGCCCAGUCCCAAAAAGAUGUGCCCGACGGCGUCUCCAUGCCCACGCCGGCGCAGCUGGCCCCGGUACCCCAGAAGCAGGUGGACGAUGACCCCGACUUUUGGAACGUGACCGAUGACGAGGAACACUUUGGCAGCAGCGAAAGUGAUCAGGACAUGGGCGAUUUCGAGGAUGAGGACGAGGACGACCUGGUGUGA